AUGGUGGAUUAUUACAACGACGAGGAGGAACUCGAUAGCGUGGACGAUGAGGAUGAUCGGAGUUUCAGAGGAAGAGAUUCGGAAGAAGACACAGAGGAUGCCAGUGAGACGGAUCUUGCCAAGCAUGACGAAGAUGACUACGUAGAAAUCAAGGAGCAGAUGUACCAGGACAAACUGGCCUCCCUCAAGAGACAGCUGCAGCAAUUACAAGAAGAACAGGUGGAGAGGAACUACAUAAAAGAGAAAAAGGCAGCGGUGAAGGAGUUCGAUGACAAAAAGGUGGAACUGAAGGAAAACCUAAUCGCAGAGCUGGAGGAGAAGAAGAAGAUGAUCGAGAACGAGAAAUUAACGAUGGAGCUGACGGGCGACUCCAUGGAAGUAAAACCAAUCAUGACGAGGAAGCUGAGGCGGCGGCCCAACGACCCGGUUCCCAUCCCAGACAAGAGGAGAAAACCUGCACCAGAUAUCCUUCAUGUCAACUCAUAG
Molecule: messenger RNA, 486 nt
Organism: Menidia menidia (Atlantic silverside)
Lineage: Eukaryota; Metazoa; Chordata; Actinopteri; Atheriniformes; Atherinopsidae
Source: the annotation of a GenBank genome assembly